UACGCCCCCACCUGCUCUCCCACUUAUUCUGGCUGCUUUGCGGAGAGGAAUGAAUAGAAGAGUGAACAAUGAAACCCUCAGCGAACAUGAGCAAGAAACAAACGGGCUGGCCACACGGAUGGGCAUGCACUAUCCACGACUCUCCCAUUAGGCAGAGAAGCGGUGAAUCCAAUGAGUCGAUCCUUAUCACAACCACUUCUAUUCUCAACAGCUAUCGCCGUCUGGCCCAGAGCUGGGCACACGCAUGAUUCCGCAACCGCCAGAAUCAGGUCAGGUCAGCAAACAACGCGCAGGAGCCACACCAGUUCCGUGCCUUCACCAUCAUCCACUCAUUGAUCACAUGGUCGGUCCUGCGCACUUUUCCAGCCUGCCAACUGCCCUGCACUCGAUCCUGCCGCACCUCAUACGCCUGUAGCCAAGCCACGCCUGUGCUUGAUUUGCUUCUUCUGCUUCUUCCCUCCCUCUCGAUUCUCCGUCGCCCGCUACUCAACUGGUGUGUCUGUCUCUAGGCCUAGGCCCUUCCGACUGCCCAACUCUCGCUCAAGCGCUGGCACUCGACGGACCCAGUGGCGUCAAAAGGGCAGGCAAAAAGGAUCAUCCUUGAAUUAACAAGAAGAGAGUCCCUGUGCGCACGCACCCACGCACCCACGCAACACCACGCAACCCAACGACCUCCCCGAACCAAUUUAGUUGUCCAGCCCCCCGUUGACCCUGGCGUUUUUUGCAACGCGCUGCCGUGGUGCUGUGCUCUUUAGUACCCGCUUGACCCCAGACCCCGCGUACCCAUCAUACUUAUCUUGCUAGCUGGACCCCAUCUACUCCCUCUCUCUCUUCAUCGCUUCCUUCUUCUUUUUCUUUCUUCCCAGAUUUCUCUUCCGACUCACUCCGACUCUGCCUUGUGCUUUGAGCAUCAGAGGAGUCUUUUGAGGAAAAAGACAGAGAGAGACCGACACCUCGGGGAUUGCUGGUUCCGCAUUCUGACGACUGCUGCCAUCUUGGGUUUUGUAAAUCAUGUCGUCCACUGCAGCUCAAGCGGCGCCCACCGCUGCCCCUCAGGGUGGUGUGUUUGAUCACAUCAGUCCUGUUCAUGUGGAUCCUAAGAAUCCCAUCAUUCUGUUCAUUAUACAGGUCUCCAUCAUCGUCAUCUUCUCCAAAAUGAUCGAAUUCCCCCUCUCCAAGAUCCGCCAGCCGCGCGUCAUUUCCGAAGUCAUUGGGGGUAUCGUCCUCGGACCGACAGUAAUGGGCCGCAUCCCAGGCUUCACAAAGACCAUCUUUCCCGAAGCCGCAAUGCCCAAUCUCAACCUCGUCGCCAACCUCGGCCUUGUUCUCUUCCUCUUCAUCAUUGGCCUCGAAGUCGAUCUGCGCUUUUUGAUUAGCAAUUGGAAGGUGGCGCUCAAUGUUGGUAUGGUCAGUAUGAUUGUGCCCUUUGCAUUGGGUAGUGCGCUCGCGGUGGGACUGUAUAAUCAGUUCAAGCAUGAGCGGGGGGUCGUGGAGAUUGAUUUCCCCGUCUACAUGCUGUUCAUUGGUGUGGCUAUUUCCAUUACCGCUUUCCCCGUGCUCUGCCGUAUCUUGACCGAGCUGAAGCUCCUGAUGACGCCCGUCGGAGUCAUCGUCCUCGCUGCUGGCGUGGGAAACGACGUCGUGGGCUGGAUCUUGCUGGCGCUCUGUGUCGCCCUGGUCAACGCUAAUAACGGACUAACGGCGCUCUGGGUUUUGCUGACGUGCCUGGCAUUUAUCCUGUUCCUAGUCUAUGCUGUACGCCCACCAUUCGUCUGGAUCCUCCGAAAGAACCGUGCUCUCCAGGAUGGCCCCAGUCAAGGUAUGAUUGCUCUCACGCUCUUGAUCUGUUUGGCCAGCGCCUUUUUCACCGGAAUCAUCGGUGUUCAUCCCAUCUUCGGUGCUUUCUUGGCUGGUCUAAUCUGCCCUCACGAGGGUGGCUUUGCCAUCAAGGUUGCUGAGAAGAUUGAAGAUCUGGUUGGAGCUUUGUUCCUCCCACUGUACUUCACGCUAUCUGGUUUGAACACCAACAUCGGACUUCUCGAUAGCGGCAUUGUUUGGGGAUAUGUCGUUGCCGUCAUCGUUGUGGCUUUCUUCUCCAAGUUCGUUGGAGCUUCCGUCGCCGCCCGCUUUACUGGCAUGCUUUGGCGGGAAUGUUUUGCCAUUGGAUCCUUGAUGAGUUGCAAAGGAUUGGUCGAACUCAUCGUCUUGAACAUUGGCCUGAAUGCCAAAAUCCUCAGUACGCGGGUAUUCACCAUCUUUGUCGUCAUGGCUCUGGUUACCACUUUCAUAUCCUCACCCUUGACAAUGUACUUUUACCCCGUGUCGUACCAGAAAAAGGUGGAAGCUUUCAGGAGAGGUGAGAUUGACUGGGACGGUAAGCCUCGGGAUGGAGCCGAGAGCGUUGUCGAUGCGCCAUCCUACGACAAAGUAUCUGCCCAGAAAGUCAAACACUUGACUGUGUACCUACGUCUGGACAGCAUGCCCAACCUUCUCGCCUUCACGUCUCUGUUUGGUGGGCGGUCUUACCAACCCACCGAGAAGCGGCAUCCAGCAAUUGAGCAGGCAUCCAGCAAAGAGACUGGCGGCUCCUCAAAGCAAGAUGAGCCUCCCAAACGCGCUGUUGAAGCAUACGGUCUACGUCUGGUCAACCUGACGGAUCGUGGCUCUUCCGUCAUGGCCGUGUCUGAAAUCGAAAGCUAUACCGCAUACGAUCCUGUGGUCAACACUUUCCGGACUUUUGGGCGUCUGCACAAUCUCGCCGUUAGUGGAGAGGUUCUUGUCGUGCCCGAGUCGUCGUUCGCCGAUACCAUCAGCACACGCGCGUCUGAGUCUGACCUUUUGUUGCUUCCUUGGAGCGAGACUGGCGGUAUGAGUGAGCAGACCAUUAUUGAAGACAAGGGCACAAAGAACAAACUCGCAGCGCAUUCAUACAUCAGUUUCGUCAAUGAGACGCUGGAACAAUCCACCAUCCCAGUCGCCAUCCUCAUCAACAAGAACUUCGGCGGCAGCAAAAACAAGACGGGCAAAGACCGAAACAAACUCACACGAACCAUCAGCAGCGUCAGCCUCGCCAGUUCCCGAAGCAAAGAAUUCUCAGCACCCAUCGCAGACCGCAGCCAUCACAUCUUCUUUCCCUUCUUCGGCGGCGAAGACGACCGCACAGCACUCCGCCUCGUCCUCCAGCUCGCCGAGAAUCCAGAAAUCACAGCAACAGUCGUGCGCUUCGACAUCCCCGGCACGUUCCUGGAAUCAAGCUCCUCCUCCAGCGCCGGUCCCAAACCCCAGAACGCCACUAUAACUACCGAUGCCAGCGCGUCCAGCAGCAACGGAGCAGACGCCGGGUUCUUCGCCUCCAUCAGCGCAUCCGUCCCCACGGAACUCUCCUCCCGCAUCGUCUUUGAGACCGUGACCUCGGACACCCCGCUCAAAGACGUCAUUGCGCGCGCGAGCAUCGAGCUCGGUCAGAACCCGAAGAACGCGGGCGAUCUCAUCGUGCUGGGCAGAAAUCUCGCCAACACCAGUCUCACGUCUGCGGCUGAGGCCGAGGCUAUUUUCCACUCGCUUUUACCGUCUGUUGCGUCGUCUCUCGGCGUGCUGAGCGAGAAGGUUUGGGAAAGUAAGUUGGGGGCUAGUGUACUUGUUGUCAAGGCGGGGAGGAGGUAG
Periconia digitata is the source of this 3663-nucleotide messenger RNA. The record is from the annotation of a GenBank genome assembly. Lineage: Eukaryota; Fungi; Ascomycota; Dothideomycetes; Pleosporales; Periconiaceae.